AUGGAGGAUACCGAAUGGACCGCAUCGGGGCACCCUUUGAAUUCGUUUUAUGACGCCUUUCGGUUCCGUUUGGGGGAUCAUUCUACAAUUGACAUCUUGCCACGAUCUGCACUCUGGCGAAGAGGCGCAACUGACGGACCAAUCGACGAUCGCUGGAAUCAUCUUCAGCUUGGGCAGGACGAAAGGUCUGGCCAAGUAUCCAUUUACGAGACUCGAAGGGAAUGGCUCUGUUCGUGGAGCCAGCGCAGCUGUUAUGGUAAACGACUCACUUUCCCCUCCCAAUUUCACUUUGGAGGUUCAAAUGCCUAUGACCAGUGUUACGAAGGUUGGGACGAUGCGACCCAACAUGCAGCAAGCCCAGAGGGCACGUCUCUAAAUACACCACUGAGGCUGCACCGCGCGGAGCCUCAAACUGAAGGCAAUAUCAGAGCCUGA
Messenger RNA from Trichoderma atroviride IMI 206040, 435 nucleotides. RefSeq lists its product as uncharacterized. The record is from RefSeq and is a predicted model, not a curated record. NCBI's taxonomy places the organism in Eukaryota, Fungi, Ascomycota, Sordariomycetes, Hypocreales, Hypocreaceae.